Molecule: messenger RNA, 717 nt
Organism: Fomitopsis serialis
Lineage: Eukaryota; Fungi; Basidiomycota; Agaricomycetes; Polyporales; Fomitopsidaceae
Exons: 1
Cellular component (GO): Set1C/COMPASS complex
Molecular function (GO): protein binding; histone H3K4 methyltransferase activity
Source: RefSeq, a predicted model, not a curated record
GAGCCUUCAUCUGUACCUGCGCCCGACCCUGGCGCACCGCCUCCCUUUCGAGUUCAUGUCACUGGCUCCGCUCGUACGGAGGGCUACUACAAGAUCUCACAUGCCGAGAAGUCUGCGUAUGUAGCCCAAUACGCGUCUCGCAGUACGGUCAACGAAAGGGGGCCCGAGAAGGAGCAGCCGGCUCAACAGAACAUCACUUCCUCGCGAACCAAUCGUGCUAACGCGCGUCGACGUGCACAAGGUCUUGAAGAGAUCAACCAGGUCCAACGUGCGAUGGCGCUGUCGAAGGGCGAGUCGGCCGCGACGGAGCUCAUCAAGUUCAAUCAGCUGCAGACGCGGAAGAAGCACUUGCGCUUCGCGCGAUCGCCUAUCCACGAUUGGGGCUUGUACGCCAUGGAGAAGAUCUCGCGCAGGGAGAUGGUCAUCGAGUAUGUCGGCGAGAUCAUCCGUGCACAGGUCGCCGACAAGCGCGAGAAAGCGUACGAGCGCCAGGGUAUUGGCAGCAGCUACUUGUUCCAUAUCGACGAAGAAUUGGUAGUGGGUAUGUGGAUGUUUGCGGUGCCAUAUAAUCGAGUUUACUCACUGUGCUAUCGCAGUCGCCUGCCAGUGAUCAAUCACUCGUGCGAGCCCAAUUGCACGGCGAGGAUUAUUACGAUCAAUGGCGAGAAAAAGAUCGUCAUCUAUGCAAAGUUUAUUCCGCCGCCUCUGCCGUUGUAA